Molecule: messenger RNA, 7516 nt
Organism: Limanda limanda (common dab)
Lineage: Eukaryota; Metazoa; Chordata; Actinopteri; Pleuronectiformes; Pleuronectidae
Gene: usp19
Product: ubiquitin specific peptidase 19
Exons: 26
Coding region: 470-5167 (1565 amino acids)
Biological process (GO): protein deubiquitination
Molecular function (GO): cysteine-type deubiquitinase activity
Source: RefSeq, a predicted model, not a curated record
CCAGGUUCGGCCGGACGGUGUUUUUGUUGUAAAGUAGGUCUCUCCCUCUAUAAGGCCGGAUGGCAGCUGCACACUGAACUGUUUUCUGUUUGUUGUCAUUCGUUGGAAUUUCAUUAUGGACGUAGUUUAAAGUUUCGAGAAAUGGGUCCUGGAUAAAGGAGGAAUAUUCCAGAAACGCCGUGGACUACGGGGUUUCGAUUCCGGCCCGCUGCCGUGAAGGAGCUUAGCAACCGGUAGUAGCAGGAGGAGUCGCCGGCCAUUGUGUGUCAGGAGCGGAUUUCUCCCCGCACUGAAGCCCCGCCCCCCACUCACCCCCCCGUAGCCUUCCUGAUUCUGUUCUGGGAGAGUUCAGACCAGUAUCAUCGCCAAGAUAGCCGGGCCAGGCAGGAAGAGGCACACCUCAGAUCCAGACCCCAGCAGCGAUAGUGAUUCCGGCGACGGGCGGCCUGCUAGUGCCAAGUGCCUGAAGAUGGCCAGCAGCGGUGGGACCGGCCUGGCUGGAGCCGAGACAGCGGGCCGUCGCGGUGGGGCUCAGCCGAGAGGAGGCAGCGGCAGGGACGGCUGCUCGGACCUGUCCUCUAGCACCAGUAAGAAGAAGCAGAAGGACAGAGCCAACCAGGAGAGCCGAGAGGCCAAGAGGGCAGCUGCAGCCGCGGCAGCGGUAGUAGAUGGGGUCAUCGCCGAAGUCAAGAAAGAUGUGUUUGUGGACUGGAAGCAGAAUGUUAAUGAAGUUACUGUCAGGCUGCGCUGUGGGGAGGGGGUGCAGAGGAUAGAACACAUCAACACCACAUUCACCGAUACACACUGCCACGUGUGCUUCCCUGAUGGACGACAGUGGAGUUGCCAGUUGCAGGAGGAAAUUGAGGCCUCGUGUAGCAGAGUCCAGUACAAGGAGAAGGGAGGAUUCCUGCAUGUCAUCAUGCACAAGAAGAUUCCCUUUCAUAUCUGGCCAUCGCUUAAGUCAAACAAGAAGGAGAAGGAGGCAGCACCUACCGAGACCAAAAAUGACAAGGAGCUGAAGAUAAUGCCUGUCACCUUGGAGUCAUCAGAGACACACAAACUGUCCUCCCCGCAGCCACAACUUCAUCCCUUACCUCCCUCCUUGCCUGCUCACAGCGAAUCAAGACUUGGUGGUGGAAAAACCGAGCGGGGUGUCAAGCGCUGCAUGAAAAACAAACCAGCGUGUGACAAGGCCACUGUGGACACUGUAGGGGUGAAUGGUGAAGCCGGAGAUGGCUCAGCCACCACCAACAAGCCUGUGACCAUCACGAGAGGUGAGCAGCAGCCUCAGGGACCCAGUGCCAAGCGCACCGUCGUACACCAACCCAAGACCACUAACGAGGCCACAGCAUCUGCUGACAAUGGCGCACAAUCCGUCAAGUCUGAUGGUAAAGCUUCACACACACACCUGCCCGCUGGUCGGAGGGAUGUAGAUAACAGAGCAGAGCGACUCGGGGAUGGUCAGGAGCAGAAAGCUGGAGCUGCUGUCGCGGCUCCCAGCCAUACCAACAACACUCAGGUGGAGGAGGAACGAAACCGGUCGUCAGACAGGUCUGGAGCAACAGCACAUGGUCAUGAAAACCAACCAGCAGCCCCCGUCAGCACCAGUGACUGUCUAAAGCCUGUCUGCUUCAACAAGGAAGUGGAACCAGAGCAAAAGCCAGAGAAAAGUCCUGUUGAGCAGGAAUCGGAGCAGGUAUUGGAGCAGGAAACUCCGAUCCGCCUGCAGCUGGGAUCAAGAGAGACGGAACCCGUACCAACUGUUGGCAUGGCUGCCAAACGAGAGCAGUCCCCCGGUGGUGCCCAGAGGCAGGGCAGCUGUGACGGAGAGGAGAAGAGGGAUCAGUCGAAGGAGGAGCCCUCGCUGGAGAUUAAGCAACAGGAAGCCCCAGAGCCAAUGGUUAACCUCCAAAUUGUGAAGAGCGAUUCGUAUGAGAAGGGCACCGAUCUGAUGGUGGUUAAUGUCUACAUAAAGGGAAUCUGCAGGGAAACAGCCAAGGUCAUCUUCAGGGAACAGGACUUCACGCUCAUCUUCCAGACAUGUGAUGCUAAUUUUCUGCGGCUUAAUUCCGACUGUGGAGCCAACACUGUUUUCAAGUGGCAAGUCAAACUCAGGAACCUAAUCCAGCCUGAGCUGUGCAGCUACUCGUUCACCCCGUCCCGGCUGGACAUCACUCUGAAGAAGAGACACAGCCAGCGCUGGGGGGGUCUGGAGGCCCCUGCACCACAAGGUGCAGUGGGUGGCGCCAAAGUUGCUGUGCCCUCCAGCCCGGCCUGCAUGGAGAAAAGCCAGCCAGGCAGCAGCCAGCACAGCCUCCCAGCCAAGGAGGAGCCGCCGAGGGUCGGGGAGGAGAAACCCAAGGCCUCGUCCAGAGUGGAGGAUGGAGGUCUGGAUAACGUGGCUCCUCGAACAGUCUCUGAGCAUGUUGCUAUUACCAAGCCAGAGCCCACGGUUAGUUCGCCCAAGCCUACCUGCAUGGUGCAGCCUAUGACACAUGCCCCUCCUGCUAGCAAUGAGCGGCAUGAGGAAGAGGAGGAGAAGAAGGUGUGCCUGCCUGGUUUUACAGGACUGGUCAACCUUGGCAACACCUGCUUCAUGAACAGUGUUAUCCAAUCCCUGUCCAACACCAGAGAACUCAGGGAUUACUUCCAUGAUCGAGCAUUUGAGGCAGAAAUCAACUGCAGUAAUCCGCUGGGAACAGGAGGCAGGCUAGCCAUCGGCUUUGCAGUGCUGCUCAGGGCCCUUUGGAAAGGAACACAUCAUGCCUUCCAACCCUCAAAGCUCAAGGCGAUUGUUGCCAGCAAAGCCAGUCAGUUUACGGGUUACGCCCAGCACGAUGCUCAGGAGUUCAUGGCUUUCUUGCUGGAUGGGCUCCACGAGGACUUGAACCGCAUCCAGAAUAAACCAUAUACAGAGACGGUCGACUCUGACGGACGUCUGGAUGAAGUGGUGGCAGAGGAGGCAUGGCAAAGGCACAAGAUGAGGAACGACUCCUUUAUAGUUGAUCUCUUCCAAGGCCAAUUCAAAUCCAAGCUGGUUUGCCCCACAUGCUCCAAGGUGUCAAUCACCUUUGAUCCCUUCCUCUACCUCCCAGUCCCAUUGCCGCAGAAACAAAAGGUGCUGUCCGUUUUCUACUUUGCUAAGGAACCUCAUAAAAAACCUAUCAAGUUUUUGGUUAGUGUGAGCAAGGAGAACUCCAGCACAUUUGAAGUCCUGGAAUCCAUAUCCAGAAGCGUGAGGGUCAAACCAGAGAACCUGCGACUGGCAGAGGUGGGGAAGAACCGCUUCCACCGCAUGUUCCUGCCGUCCCAUUCCCUGGACACGGUGUCCUCCUCUGACACGCUGUUCUGCUUUGAGGUGCUAUCCAAAGACCUGGCCAAAGAGAGAGUGGUUUUGCUCAGAGUACAGCAGAAACUCCAGGUCCCUAAUAUCCCCAUCUCAAAGUGUGCUGCCUGCCUGAAGCCUCCAGUGUCUGAGGAGGACAAACUGAAGCGCUGCACUCGCUGCUAUCGUGUGGGCUACUGCAAUCAAGUAUGUCAGAGGACCCACUGGCCCAAUCACAAGGGCCUCUGUCGACCCAACACGGAGCAUGUGGGCCUGCCCUUCCUGGCCAGCGUGCCAGAGUCUCGACUCUCCUAUGCCCGCCUCACUCAGCUUCUAGAGGGCUACUCCAGAUUUUCCGUCAACGUGUUUCAGCCUCCUUUCCAGUCAGGCAGGACAUCCCCUGAGUCAUCCCAGUGCCGAGCAGAUCUCCCCCCAAUGCCAGCGGCCUCAUCUGAUGGGUUUGGUUCUGGGGAUGAAGCCAUGGGUGGGAGAAGUCCUGUAGGAGCAGGUGACGGGGAGCUUAAGAGCCCCUCUCUGUUUCCUGAGCAGGGAGAGUGCGGCCUUGCCUCAGCCCCCCACUCUGUGGAGGCAGAGUCCCUCUCGUCCUCCCAGACCUCUCUCUCUACCACGCGUACCUCAGAUUCAGGAUUCUCUGAGCCAGUCACUACAACUUCCUGCUGCUCUCUGGACCCUCAUGCUGAAAAAGAGACGUCGUGUGAGAAGGCCGUGCGGCCAGAAGCUGCAGUAGCAGGGUAUCAACAACCAAGUGAGACAGCACCAGGUCAUGCCAGUCAGUUCUACAUCUCUCUGCUGGACUCUAACAACAAAGAACAGAGGCUGGAUGAGAGAGAGGACUUGCUCGCUGACCUCCCUGAAGACGUGACCUUGGAGCUGGUAUGGAAAAACAACGAACGCCUGAAGGAGUACGUGCUGGUGAGCUCUAAGGAGCUGGACUACGAGGAGGACCCCGGCUCUCUGAGUGAGACAGCCAGAGCUGGACACUUCACCCUGGAGCAGUGCCUUAACCUCUUUACCAAGCCCGAGGUGCUGGCACCAGAGGAAGCAUGGUACUGUCCAAAAUGCCAGCAGCACCGUGAGGCCUCCAAGCAGCUGCUGCUAUGGCGUCUGCCCAACGUUCUGAUCAUCCAGCUCAAACGCUUCUCCUUUAGGAGCUUCAUCUGGAGGGAUAAGAUCAAUGACAUGGUGGACUUCCCCGUCAGGAAUCUGGACCUGAGUAAGUUCUGUAUAGGCCAGAAGGAUGAGAUGCAACAACCUCCUAUCUAUGACUUGUAUGCAGUCAUCAACCACUACGGUGGAAUGAUAGGUGGCCACUACACAGCCUACGCUCGCCUGCCAAGCGACAAGAACAGCCAGCGCAGUGAUGUUGGCUGGCGUCUGUUCGAUGACAGCACUGUGACAAUGGUGGAGGAGAGUCAGGUGGUGACACGCUACGCCUACGUCCUGUUCUACCGGCGACGCAACUCCCCUGUGGAGAGGCCACCACGCUUCCACCGGCCCGUAGGAGCCGAGUCGCCCACCGCUGCAGGAGCUACUGCCAGCCAGGCCUCUCUGAUAUGGCGGGAACUGGAGCAGGAAGAGGAGGGGCUUGACGAAGGCCCUCGCAGACUGUUCCGCUCUGCGCUGUGGAGGCCGCAAAGUCAGAGGAGCAGGGAGGAGGAAGACAAGGAUAGAACAGAGGAGCCGGUACGACGGCACCGUGGGCGGAGGAUGUCGGAGUAUCCCGACGAUGACUGUGUGCGAUAUUUUGUUCUGGGCACACUGGUGGCAGUGCUGGCUCUGUUGGUCAAUCUGCUCUACCCUCUUCUUUACAAAGGCAAAUGAGCCUGGGCUGUGGCCAUGGCAGUCCAACAUGUGAAUGUAAGGUUAGAUGUAAACUGAAAGGGAGGAAGUUAAAGCCCACAGCAAGUAAAGUGGUUCUUCAAUCUAUCCAAUACUGCAAGUCAACCCUUUAAAAAAAACGUUGCCACUACUUCACACAUUACAAGACAUUGAGGACUUGUGUAGAGUAUUGUCUGAAGAAACUCCUGUAGUUAAAGCUGCAGUAGUGUUAGUCUGUCAGCGCAUCUGGUACAUUGUUAGUAAACUACUGUGCCUCAAUGCGCACAUCCCAUUUUUAACAAUAUUCAAUAGACAAUCAGCUCAUCUACCACCUUUAUUAAGGAAGUUUAUCGUGAGUCUGUUCUUAAUUAACUAAGUUUCGAUUCUUCCUAUUAUUUGUAGAAGCUAAGCUCUGUAGUUGUAUAGUUAUGUGUAAAAUACUUAUUAGCUGAGCGUAAUCACACAUUCAUUUCCUGUGCAAUAGUAAAGUUGCUCUUGAAAGCAACACAUGCAGCCACUAUUGAAGGCAUUUUUUUGUUUCUCUUCAAUCCUCUCCAACACUUCAGAGGAUUGUGGGUGAUUGUGAGACGGAAAAAUGGAUUAUGUCUGAACUUCUCUCUUUUUAAAGAUGCUGUAUCAUGAAGUAAAGUGUACCUUCUAAUUUAUUUGUGUGACGAAUUGCCGUCCAAAUUUUGCUAUGUCCCUACAUAUAACACACGUUUAUUUUUCAGCCUAAAAUUUGUUGUUAAUGUCCAGACAUUUUGUUAUGAAUAACCUGUUUCACCAAUUUCUAACGUUUGAUUUAAAUUGCUCUGUGUUUUUUUAUUGAAAAAAAUUUUACAAUCUGUUCUUAGUGGCUUUUAUUUAGCUAUUUCAAGCAAUAGGUAGAUGAGGAUUUUAAAGUUCUCAUGAUGAAUGUGGUUUACAUGACGAUGCAGUUUGUUCACAGCCAAGAAACGAGGAGCUACCGUCCACUUCUGAAUGUAACCUUUUUACUAUAUGUUGCUUUGCUUUGAGUGGGAAGCUUCAUAGGUUCUGAUUAUAGACAUGGUUAUACCUGUCACUUAAGCUGCUUUCAGACAUGCACUGAACUGAAUGAUUUUGUGACGUUGUCCAGAGGGGCUGUGAGAAUGCAAAUUUCCGAGUGAGAGGCGCCAGACUUGCUCCAGAGUUUUUCCUGCCAGCCCCUAAUAAGCCAAUUUGAGAACACAGCAGUAAAAACACAUUGACAGACCAAUGAAUGAAAACAAAAAUCUCAGGGUGAAAAAUAGGUGACAUACACAGAGAAGGGUUAGGGUUUUUGGUGAUAAGAGCCGGAGCGCUCACCUAAAUGCUCAGGAGACAACUGUUGUUUUUAAACGCGUCUUAGCAGAGAAUCUCCUGUUGUAUUGUUAAUGUGUGAGAUACAAACUGAAGAAAGUCCCGACCCAAUUAUAUGGAGUUCAUGUCUGAAAACGGCUUUACAAACUAUGUUAAUACUGUCUUCUUGAAAUACUGUGUGAUUGUUAACGGAUUUAGUUUUCACUUGCAAAACCCAAGAGACGUUUCUAAUUCACAACAUACGCCAGCCUAAGAAUGUACAGGGAUUUUUUUCAGAAUGUUUUACACUUGUUUAAACUCCAAACUGUCCAUAAUUGAUGUCUUUUCUCUGCAGUCAUUGCGAUUGAGUAUUUAGGUCUCAGGGAAAUCUCAGCUCACUUCUGGUAUCUACAUCGUGUAGAGCUACCUGUGUUUGCCUUAAAUGCUCUCAGCAUAGCACCGUCUGACUCUGUAUACUUGACUUGGAUAUAUGCAAGACUGAGGUCCACCUUAGGCAUGUGCUGAAUAUACACUACUGUGGGGAUAAACCUGAAAGUAUGAGUUAUCCCAGUAUAAAACAGAAGAACAGAUCUACUAGUCAUCCUAGAUUUUUGGAGCUUUUAGAACAUCUGUAUUUUUGUUUGUGAUUUCAAUGGAUCUGUCUAAAGGAUAAAACGACGUAUUUAUAUACAUAUAGUCUGCUGUAUGAUGUUAAUGCAAUGAAUAAUGUAUUUUAUGAGGAAAUACUCCUUAUCUGUCUAUAAUAUACUUUUAAAUUGAUGACUUGUUCAUAAAAAUCAUUGGGAGUACUGUAUUUCGAAGAAAAUUGUAACCCAUCUAAUUUCCCUGCAAUAAUGUAUCUAGAUACCUCUCAUCUAAAUGCUGCUUUCGAAUACAUAAAGCAUUGUGCUCCUUUUGGAAAUAAAAUCUCCAUCUAUUUAUAGUCUUCAUGUACAUUAUUUCAGUCCUGUAACACCUGCAGUGUUUUCUCCUCACAGAUAAAAGCUCUCCGAACACUAAACCAGCUUGAUUUAUUGUUAACACUGGUUUAUU